Molecule: messenger RNA, 696 nt
Organism: Phycomyces blakesleeanus NRRL 1555(-)
Lineage: Eukaryota; Fungi; Mucoromycota; Mucoromycetes; Mucorales; Phycomycetaceae
Exons: 4
Coding region: 1-696 (231 amino acids)
Source: RefSeq, a predicted model, not a curated record
AUGUUCUCAAUUACAAAGCGUAGUAGUUACAAGUGUAGAUUCUGCAAUACAUUUUACAAUAGCACAAGAAAAGUCAAUUUAUGUAGAAUUCAAUGUAUGAAAACCCAUUCUUCAAACAUAGUUAAUUUUGAGAUUUCCCAACCCAUUUCUGUCCCUGAGCAAACCAACGUUGUAUCAAGUAUUGUAUCUGGAUACACCUCUGAAGAAAACACAGCCAUAAUUGAUAACCAAACUGUGGAUGCCUUCAAUAAUGGUGACAAUAAUAAUGAUCAGCCCAUAUAUGAUGCCAAUCUUGAUCAUGCCAUGAAUGACAUCUACAUUAAAACCUCUCCUCUGAUAUUUGAUUUCAGUCAACCCACUCCCGUUCCUAACAAUGACGACGCAAAAAAUCUUGAGUUCAUUAAGAUAAUCAAGGAUUUUGGAAUUCCGCAUGAAGCACAUGCAAUGAUUGCUCGUCAUUUCAACAAGAUUCUAGAGACAUCUAAUGACAUAACAUACAGAGCAUGCUUUUCAUACCUUGGAGAUAAACUUCUUGAGAGAUAUUCUUCUGUAAAAGGAGAUAAGUAUGACAUCUGCUGUAAUGAUUGUAAACUUUACAAUGACAGUCAUGAGAUAGUGUGUCCUAAUUGUGAAUGCCAAAGACAAAGACGGAUUGCCAAUCCCUGUCAAAACAAUGAUUCAGAUCUCUUUGGCUAG